Molecule: messenger RNA, 2104 nt
Organism: Helianthus annuus (common sunflower)
Lineage: Eukaryota; Viridiplantae; Streptophyta; Magnoliopsida; Asterales; Asteraceae
Product: polyphenol oxidase I, chloroplastic
Exons: 1
Coding region: 85-1893 (602 amino acids)
Biological process (GO): pigment biosynthetic process
Molecular function (GO): catechol oxidase activity
Source: RefSeq, a predicted model, not a curated record
CCUAGAUCCAAUUUUUACCGGAAAAUUUUCUAUAUAAGUGGCUUUCCGUAGCCAACUUAGAACACAACUUAACGACAGUCGACAAUGGCUUCUAUUAGCUUGUCCGCUGUUCCCACUACUUCAUUGUCCUCUCGACCACCCUUAUUUUCCAAAACAUCCAGUACCUAUUGCUUCAAAGUCUCAUGCAAGUCAUCCAUGGAUGACCACUCGGAAAACAACCCGAAGCUCAUACUUCCCAUGCAGAACGUAGACCGGAGAAACAUGCUCCUGGGCCUUGGCAGUCUAUACGGUGCGGCCAACUUGACCAACAUCGGUUCGGCCUUAGCAUACCCCAUCACUUCUCCAGACAAUAUUUCAAACUGUGUUCCUGCGGAAGACGGCUUUAUCCCCGGAGACGCUGUAAGAGGCAAUGCUUGUUGCCCUCCAACCACACAGACUACCGCAGUUCCUUACGUCUUGCCUAAGUUCACCAAACUUCGUGUUCGACCUGCGGCAGAUCGACUUUCUGAAGAGUACAUCGCAAAGUAUCAAUUAGCGAUCAAGCGCAUGAAGGAACUUCCAGACGAAGAUCCACGCAGCUGGAAACAACAAGGUAAGAUCCAUUGUGCGUACUGCAAUGGAGCUUACAGUCAAUAUAUGAAUGGUCAUCCGGAGCUAAAAAUCCAGGUUCACAACAACUCGCUUUUUUUUCCUUUCCACCGCUGGUACCUAUAUUUCUAUGAGCGGAUCUUGGGUAGCUUAAUCGAUGAUCCAACUUUCGGUUUACCAUACUGGAACUGGGACAAUCCCAAGGGAAUGUUGCUUCCAGACAUGUUUGAAGCCCCUUACCCUAACCCAGACCCUACUAAACCACCCAAUCCCAAAUUCAACCCAUUGUUUGACCCUUACCGAAAUUGCGCACACUUACCUCCCGCCAUCGUCGAUCUCGAUACUUCAAGUGCAGCUGGUGACAAAAGCUGUGCACACCAGCAGAUAAGCGAAAAUCUAUCUGCAAUGUACACUCAAAUGAUUGGAACCACCACGGCACUUCCAGAUGCCUUUUUUGGUACCAAUUAUGAUCCAGAUCCUUCCAAGAUUCUGGCUGGGCGUAUAGAGAGUGGUGUUCACACAGCGGUGCACAUAUGGGUGGGUAACCCUAGGAUGCCUAACAAUGAGGACUUGGGGAACUUUUACUCGGCCGGGUAUGAUCCAGCCUUUUACGUACAUCACUCCAAUGUCGACCGCAUGUGGCAAAUCUGGAACGAGCUGGACUUCAGAAACGUAAAUCCAUGUAACGACGACUGGCUGAAUGCAUCAUUCGUGUUUUACGAUGAGAACCAAAGACUUGUACGUGUCUAUAACAAAGACUGCGUAGACAUCAACAAGAUGGGAUACACUUACGAACCUUCAAGACUCACAUGGCUCCAGGGUCGCCCGAUUCGUCGAGUUAAGGCGUCCAACAUUGCAGCUAAUUCAUUUGGGGUUGUGAAGAAGGUGGAGGAGAUUGAGUUUCCUGUGAAGUUAGACCAGGCGGUGAAGGUUCUAGUGAAGAGACCAGCAACAAAGAGGAACGAGGAUGACAAGAUGAAAACUAGUGAAAUGCUAUUUUUGGAGGGGAUCAAAUACAACGGUGAGCAGUUUUUCAAGUUUGACGUGUUGGUGAAUGAUGUAGACGAUGGGAUCGAGACCACUCCGGUUUCAAGCGAGUUUGUUGGUACUUUUGCCCAGGUGCCACAUAGCCUCGGAGGGAAUAUGGUCAUGACGAGUGGAGCGGCGUUUGGGCUCACACAGCUUUUGGAGGACCUUGAAGCUGAAAAUGAUGAGUAUGUUUUGGUUACUUUGGUGCCAAGGGCAGGGGCAGAAGAUGCCACCAUUUCCAAGAUCAACAUUCAGCUGGUUCCCCUCGCUAAUUAAAACUCGUCGAUGUAACUGCAUCAUCAAUCUUCGUUUGCAUCAGGCAUGGUUACGUGUCUGUAUGGUUCCGGUGACGAGCUUUUAUAGUUCUUGUAACCUAAUAAUAAUUUCGUUUCAAGUUUAGCCACUCACUAGGCAUGUUGAGUGUCACUAGCUCUUUCUUGUAUUUGGACUUCGAUUAAUAAACUUUAUCAAGUAAUGUUUCGGUUAA